AUGGCUCACCAGUGUCAAGGCCUCACCAGCACUAAUGACAUCCUCAUGAUCGAGAAGGGCUGCGAGUUGCCACAGAUAGCUAUCGAAAAUAACAACAAAGCCAGUGAUACGAUACUGGUGACAUGGAACGGCGAAGACGACCCAAGUAACCCUUUGAACUUUUCCCUGUAUCGAAAAUGGACCAUCACCGUCCUGAUAUCCUUCGGCGGCCUAGUUUGUCUCAUGAGCUCCACGAUGCUUGCCCCGGCCCUGGUUGACAUUGCCCACGAUCUAGACAUUCCACAGGCCAGUGCUAACAUGACGCUAUCAAUCUUCGUGCUCGCCUUCGCCUUCGGACCGAUGAUACUGGCUCCCAUGGCAGAAGUCUUCGGUCGCCGCAAUGUCUGGCUGGCAAGCUCACUUUGGUACGCGGCCUUCAAGAUGCUCGGCGGCUUCUCCCACAACAACGGCUUGUUGCUAGCUAGCCGACUGCUUGCAGGCUUGGGCUCAAGUGUGGAGUUUGCGACGUCUCAGCCUGUGCUCGGUGACUGCUGGCGUGCGGAUCAGCGAGGGCAAUCGUUCGCUAUCGCAACGUUUAUCCCUUUACUUGGACCUGCUAUUGGCCCGAUCGUAGGCGGCUUGAUCACGAAAUCGGUCGGCUGGCGCUGGAUCUUCUGGGUUCUAUCCAUCUUCGAUGCGCUAUUGAUCAUCUUUGCUUACUUCCUGUUUCCGGAGACCUAUGGCCAAGUUCUGCUCGCUCGUAAGGCUGCUCAACUUACCCAGCAGACCGGAAACCGUCACAUCACUGAGUACACUACCCAUAGUCAACCGCUCAGGCUCAAACUACAGAACGGCUUCCUUCGUCCCGGCCGUCUCCUUCUAACACAACCUGUUGUCCAGCUCGUGGGCCUUUUCAUGGCUUUCAAUUACGGCACCUUGUUCUUUGUUCUUUCCUCCUACGCCACGCUCUGGACAGCCAAUUAUGAUGAGUCUGUUGCAACCAGCGGUUUGCAUUACACUGCGUUCGUCGUUGGCUACACCCUUGCCGCCCAGGGGGGUGCGCGUCUUACAGACAGGCUAUGGCAGCACUUCAAGGCUAGAUCAGACGGACAAAUAACACCUGAGUACCGUGUCCCUCCAAUGCUCCCGGGGACCCUUCUUAUUCCUGUCGGCCUACUAUGGUACUGCUGGGCCGCCCAAGUACAUGCGCACUGGCCCAUUGUUGACGCUGGAGCCGCGGUCUUCGGAUGCGGGAUCAUUCUCAGCACACAGGCGAUGCAACAGUAUAUCAUGGAGUCCUACAAGGAGUACGUCGCAUCUGCUGCAGCCGCAAGCCAAUUCUUGCGUAGCAUUUUCGGGUUCUGCUUCCCGUUGUUUGCGCCGGCGCUGUACACACGUUUAGGCUACGGCUUGGGAAACACGACAAUCGCCACAGUCUUUAUGGUGUUGGGUAUACCGGCGCCAUUUGUAUUGUGGUUUUAUGGUGCGCAGCUGAGAGCGAAAGGAAGAGCGGUGAUAUGA
This is a messenger RNA of Recurvomyces mirabilis, 1500 nucleotides long. RefSeq lists its product as uncharacterized. The transcript has 4 exons. Lineage: Eukaryota; Fungi; Ascomycota; Dothideomycetes; Mycosphaerellales; Teratosphaeriaceae. Gene Ontology annotation, cellular component: membrane. The coding region runs from base 1 to 1500 and encodes 499 amino acids. The record is from RefSeq and is a predicted model, not a curated record. Gene Ontology annotation, biological process: transmembrane transport. Gene Ontology annotation, molecular function: transmembrane transporter activity.